Rhodotorula toruloides NP11 is the source of this 816-nucleotide messenger RNA. Its product is annotated as F-box domain, cyclin-like domain containing protein. The transcript is spliced from 3 exons. Bases 1 to 816 code for a protein of 271 amino acids. Lineage: Eukaryota; Fungi; Basidiomycota; Microbotryomycetes; Sporidiobolales; Sporidiobolaceae. The record is from RefSeq and is a predicted model, not a curated record. Gene Ontology annotation, molecular function: protein binding.
AUGUCGCACGACCUGCUACACAGAGCGCUGAACCGCCACGCCUCGCAGGCCCGCGGACCAGACGGCGAGCCGCUCUCUCCGCCCGCCAUCGACCGACUGCACCUCGCCUCAGACGACGACGAGCAGAUCGAGGUGUGCACGCCCGUCCCGUCCAACGCUGGCUCUGUCGCCUCGACUCCGGCAUCGAGUCGCUCUGCGUCCCCGACACGCGCGGGCGCUGGGAAGAGGCGAGGUGGGGCGGGGAAACCGAGGCGGGACAAGACCAAGGAGCGCGAGAAGGCAGAGGCGAUGAGGAACCCGCUCGACCCGUUCCUCAGGUUCCCCAACGUCGUCCUCGGCCGCAUUCUGGGCGAGCUCAACGCCAACGACUUGCUCGCCGUCGGACUCGUCUGUAAGCGCUGGCGGAGGAGUCAGACCCUCAACUACACCUGGUACCUCCUCCUCCAGUCCUUCACCUACGUUACGCCCGCCGAACGCGGCCGCUCCUACGCGGAAGGCGACGGCGUACCGACCUGGCGCAAGGGCGACGCGUCGCAAGAUUGGGCGGCGCACUUUGCCAGCAUCUUCCGCCGCGACGACUUGGAUCAGGGCGUCGAGGAGACCGAGGUCGACGAGAACGGCUUGACGAUGAAGGAGGAGAGGGAACUCAAGUGGAAGGAGGAGAAUGAGGCGAGUGAGAUGGCUGGGAUGGACAAGGUCGCGAUGCGCGAGUACUACAAGUCUCUACGCAACAAGAAGGUCAAGGGCAAGUCAGGGAAGGGUGCCGUUCGCACGAUCGAAGGCGACGGUCUCGGCGACAUAGCGGGCGACGGAUGA